AUGAUUAAUCUAGAAACAUUAUCGGCAAAAAGAGCAACUCCGAUGACAGAGUUGGAAGGUGUAGGAGUUAAAGUGGGUGAGGCGAAGAAACUCUCCAGUAAAGAGCUGAAAGAGCUGCGGAAGACGUUCCAGAUGUUUGACCGGAACGGGGACGGGCGAAUUUCCGCAUCGGAGCUGUCGCACGCCUUCCGGGUGCAGGGUCAGUGUAUACCGGAAGCGGAAAUACGUAGCAUCAUACGGGAGGUGGACGAUGAUGGAAACGGUCAGAUCGAUUUUGAGGAGUUUGUGAGUCUUAUGACGACAAAAUCACAAGAUGCCAGGUCGGCGACACGUGAUGAAUCCGAAUUACGAGAAGCUUUCAAAGUGUUUGAUCAAAACGGGGACGGCAAAAUAAGCUGCAAAGAACUGAAGGCCGUGCUAAACUCAAUCGGCGAGAAGAUGACAGAGCGUGAAUUCGCGGCGCUGAUCCGAGAAGCGGAUAUUGACGGAGACGGCUCUAUUAGUUUUGAUGAAUUCUCAAAAGUGAUCGCUAACAAGUUUGUAUAGACGCCAGGAUACACAGUUAAGAAAGAUAAAGAUUUGUUGCGGACAGUGUGGCAGAACAUCAAACAGAUCGUUGUUUACAACUAUGUGUUCACUAACUACUUAUACUUUAAAAUGUAAUUCUCAUAUUGUCUUGAACGUACAGUCACUUUAUAAACAUUGUAUUUAGUUCAUCAUUUAAGCGCAUAGUUUUGUUCAUGAUUUGUGUGUUCUACUUACACAUAUUUCUAGACAUACCUAAAUGCCAAAAUAUCAAUCAACGUUGAAGUGUAAAACUUUGUAAAAUAUUUUCGAUUUUAUAGAUAUGCCCAUUUUCGUUUACAGUGUGAACUUAAAAAAAUCGUGUGAAUUAAACAUUUAUUUUCUAAUCAUUAGAAAACGUACACAUAGUAUUGAUUUAAGAUAAUUUGUAUUUUAAAUCUCGUGAUACUUGAGUUUUUAAGCGUUAACUUCUGUUCAAUAUUUAAGGGACAUAUUCGCUGCCACUUUUAUAAUCGACACAAAUUAAUUUGAAAACGUUGAUCAGUAUACAGCUUACAGUACGCGUAACAUUUAUACAUGAGCCUUGCUAUGGGAAAUCAAGGCAUGUGCGCAAUGUGUCGUCCCUGAUAAGUCUGUGUAGGCUAAUAAGGGACGAAACGUUCCGCCUAGAUUGAAUUUUCGUUAAGAAGAGACUUCGAUUAGACGACAAAUUCAAUUAAAGCGGAAAGUAUCGUCCCUGAUAAGAUCGUUCGGACAGCCGAGACGUAUGUGGGACGACCUUUUACGCUCAUAUAUUAAACGCCGUUUCCCAUCGCGCCUCAAAUAAAAAGUGAAUUUAAGAUAAAAGCAUAGCAACAGUGUGAUUUUGUUUAUGUGAUCUUCGUUUUUUAGCUUUUUUUAUUGCAUUUGAUCUGAUACUUAUUUUGUGGCUUUGAACCAUUAUUGAACAAUUGUUUUUUUAAACGUGUUAUUAGUGUAGUGUUUACAUGGUUAUUUUUUAAAUGUUUUGUCGAUUAUAAAAUACUUAUUGUAAAUACUGUUAAUGAGACUAGUGUAAAGCAAAUUAAUAAUUAGUUCUGUUCGACCAACAUCUUGAUAAUAAAGAUUUUCAAUGUUCCAUAACAAAUGUCGUACAGUUUCCAUGAGUAUCAAUGGAAAUCUGAUGUCUUUAUUUUAAGAGACCGAUUGGACAAUAUGAUGCAUUGAAACGCAGUUACGGGCAUUACACACGCCUGCAAUAUUACCAUAGUGUAUCAUAAUAAAUUGUGUUGAUUAACAAGGUCACCGACGAAAAUAAAUCAAUUAAUAAAGAGCAUAAAUGAAAAUAAAAUCAUGUGUAUCUUACUAGAAUUUUAUCGUGAGAUCUAAUAUCUAACGACGGACUUUACACACCUGAGUAGGUAAGAAACAUUGCCGACAUUAUCUCACGUAACUCGGACUUUUCAUUGUGUAUUGGUCAAUUAUAAAACGUCUCUUUGUCGUUCCGAUUCUUCGUAUUGAAAUCCUAGGCUUGGGUAAACAUCAUCGUUGUUUCUUGACUACGAUUCCAAACUUAAAAUCGUUGUUUAUUAAAACUGAGUUGUGUUUACUACU
This is a messenger RNA of Dreissena polymorpha, 2118 nucleotides long. RefSeq names its product neo-calmodulin-like. Gene Ontology annotation, molecular function: calcium ion binding. Bases 1 to 546 code for a protein of 181 amino acids. The transcript has 6 exons. Lineage: Eukaryota; Metazoa; Mollusca; Bivalvia; Myida; Dreissenidae. The record is from RefSeq and is a predicted model, not a curated record.